This is a messenger RNA of Populus trichocarpa (black cottonwood), 1383 nucleotides long. Its product is annotated as malate dehydrogenase, cytoplasmic. The transcript is spliced from 7 exons. NCBI's taxonomy places the organism in Eukaryota, Viridiplantae, Streptophyta, Magnoliopsida, Malpighiales, Salicaceae. Gene Ontology annotation, molecular function: L-malate dehydrogenase (NAD+) activity. The record is from RefSeq and is a predicted model, not a curated record. The coding region runs from base 220 to 1218 and encodes 332 amino acids. Gene Ontology annotation, biological process: oxaloacetate metabolic process; malate metabolic process; tricarboxylic acid cycle.
UCAGUACCUUUGUUUCAUGGUGACAUGUUAUUUUCAACUGCAAAUCUCUAAAAGGUAGCGUCAUAUCAUCAUCACGUACGGUUAUUUCGUCUCCAUGGAUCCAGCUUUCUCAUCUCAAUCUUCUUUUUCCAUAUAACCAAACCAUCUCAGGCCUUUCUUCAUCACCAUUUUUUUUUCUCCAGAAAUUUUAUACCUCCUAUCUUUUCUAUUUUUACCAGAAUGGCCAGAAGCUCACUUAAGGUUUUGGUUACUGGUGCUGCUGGGCAAAUAGGCUAUGCUAUUGUUCCAAUGAUUGCCAGAGGUGUCAUGCUAGGCCCUGAUCAGCCUGUAAUUCUUCACCUGCUUGAUAUUGAACCUGCAGCUGAGGCCUUGAAUGGGGUCAAAAUGGAAUUGAUUGAUGCUGCCUUUCCUCUGCUCAAGGGAGUUAUAGCUACUACGGAUCCAAUAGAGGCUUGCAUGGGUGUCAACAUUGCAGUCAUGGUCGGUGGCUUUCCUCGGAAGGAAGGUAUGGAGAGGAAGGAUGUGAUGUCUAAAAACGUGUCAAUCUACAAGGCUCAGGCUUCAGCCUUGGAGAAGCAUGCUGCUGAAGAUUGCAAGGUGCUGGUAAUCGCCAACCCAGCUAACACCAAUGCACUCAUCCUGAAAGAAUUUGCUCCUUCAAUCCCAGAGAAAAACAUCACAUGUCUUACGCGACUUGACCAUAACAGAGCAUUAGGCCAAAUAUCUGAGAGCUUAGAUGUACAAGUUAGUGAUGUGAAGAAUGUCAUCAUCUGGGGAAACCAUUCUUCAACUCAGUAUCCAGAUGUCAACCACGCAACUGUACAGACCAGCAGCGGGGAGAAGCCUGUCAGAGAACUUGUCUCUGAUGAUAAAUGGUUAAAUGCUGAGUUCAUCACCACCGUGCAGCAGCGUGGUGCAGCCGUUAUCAAAGCUAGAAAACUAUCGAGUGCAUUGUCUGCUGCCAGCGCUGCUUGUGAUCACAUACGCGAUUGGGUUCUUGGGACACCCGAGGGAACAUGGGUUUCCAUGGGGGUGUAUUCUGAUGGAUCUUAUGGGAUUCAACCUGGCCUUGUAUAUUCUUUCCCAGUUACCUGCGAGAAGGGCAAAUGGUCCAUUGUGCAGGGACUCAAGAUUGACGAUUUCUCGAGGGCGAAGAUGGACGCAACAGCAAAAGAGCUUGUGGAGGAGAAAUCGUUGGCCUAUUCAUGUCUCAAUUGAUCAUCUGUACGAGGAGAAUAAUGAAGGAGAUCACUCUUAACAUACCUAUGAAGAAUAAAGAAAAUGCCCUUUUGCGUUGUAAUUUCAGACGAUGAAUGAUACAUUGGUGCCUCUUAUCCUACCAGUUGUGUUCUAUUCUUUUAUAUACUUGAUUCAGUUUCUAAA